AGUUCGCAUCGGGCAGCCACAGCAAGUCUCGCAUUCUUUCACGAAGUCGUUGUGCUGUGUUGCUCAACGUUUUCGUGCGUAUGAACGUGUUUUUGAUCGCUUCCCGGACGAGAAAUCGCGAACUUGAUCUUUCGGGCGAAUUUCACCUGAAAAAUCCUACGUUUGUGUCAAAAUUCCCACGGAAAAGUCCUGUGUUUGUGUCAAAAAUCACACGGAAGAGUCCUUACAGUGUCCUGUGUUGAACUAAAAUUGAGGAUUUUAACGGAAAAUUGUGUGAAAAAUUGUAUUCUUUGACUUGAAGAAUAACAAAUAAAAAAAUAUAUAUAUAAACUAAAUCUGUGGAAUUCCAAUCGUCUGCGUGAGAGACAUUCUUUGCCGCCGAGGAGGAUUUUACCGGAAUAGCAAAUCACACGUGAAAGACACGUCAAGUGGUCAAAAUACCAACGAAUUCUCGUGGUUUCGUGCGUGUGUAAGCAAAAACGAGUGAUGCAGGCGGAUUGUGACGGAAAAUUUAAUUUAUGAGUGAUAAAAGUCCAUAAGUAUUCGCUGUGAAUGGGCUAAUGUGGAGUGUGCCCCAUGUUUUAUCCUCAGCACAGGUGAAAACAAUAGCAAAUUCAUCCAACUGACGUGUGUCUCAUAAAAACUCUGCAUUUUUUUUUUUAAUACAAAAGUGUUAUCACACAUAAAAACACGAGUGAUAGCACAUAGAGAAAAAAUGCCAAGGAUUUUCCACCAUCGUGUGAAUCAAUAAAGUCUGGAUUGAUUUUUGCUGUGACUGUCAUUUGUGAUUUUUUUUCGCAAGGCUCCUCCAUUCAUCCUUUAUUAGCGGGUGCAUGAAAAGCGGCGUCGGCAUGAGUCAGUGAGGUUUACAUUUAUGCAGAAAAGGCAGCAAUCAGCAUACACGACGGCGGUUGAGUAAGAAAAUUCAAGAAGGAGCAUGAAAGAAAAAAAUUGAUACAUAAUUUAUUAGAAUUCUCAAUAUAAGUGCGAAGAGAACAGCUAAAAGUAUAGGAGAGCAAGAUAUCUAAUGGACUUGGGCUAUAUAUGUACAUAGUGAAGUCGCACGAGGGAACUCAAUUGCAUUGGCGGAGGCAUAGCUGUCUUGUGGUUAUUAUAAAGUACAUAUAUAUUGGAGCUAUAUAGGUACAUACAUAUAUAGUGGAGUGUUUGUGCAUUUGAAUCGACAAUCAUUGUGCAAAUCGAGCGAUCCCCAAUGCGCACGCCGCUCGCAAUAAGUCACUUGGGCAUGGGCAUUGUGCGCCAGGAGCGCGAUGCUGAAGACGCGGUGCGCACGUAAGAACGAAACUCCCGUUUUAGUAACCUUGACGUUUAUAAUUGCAAAUCUCUGAGUGUAAUUGCGGUUGUUGCUGUCAUUGAUCUACAAAGACACAAUAAAUAUUUUCUCGAGUGUCGCGAGAGAAAAGAGUUUAAUUUUGUUUUAAAUCAUUUGAUUGAUCGUCAGCUAAACAUCGGAGUUGGUGAGUGAUCGAUUUGGAUCUCAAGGUGCAUUUUUCAUCGCAAAACCAAAAGGCACAAAGUGCCCGUGUGGUGUGAGAUUUGCAAAGAGAAUUUCUUGAGGUGAUACUGCACUGUAGCUGACCAAAUGGGAGUCACUCCGUGAGUGCAAGAAAGACAGGGAGAACGAAGAGACAGUGGAAUUUCGCAAUGGCCGUGUCUUGUCCGGAAAUGAUGUACGGAGCUUAUUAUCCAUACUUGUACGGACGCGCUGGACCAAGCAGAUCCUUCUACCAGUACGACAGGUUCAACCAGGAUCUAUACUCAUCAUCGGGCGUUCCUCUUGCACCAUCGAGCGCAUCAGGGAGCUCACAUUCACCAUGCAGCCCCAUCCUGCCACCCUCAAUUGCCGCCCCAGCGGCUGCGGCAUCGUCAGCCCAGUCCGUUGCAUCCACGGCCGUAUUGAGUCAUCGGAGUCAUCCAAUUGAAAAUGAGAGUCCCCUACCGAGUGCUCACAAUGACAGUUCCUGCUCAUCUGGUCCCGAAUCACCCCAUGCGGCUGCAGCGGACCCCACGAGCGACGGACAACCCGCCAGAGCACAAUACGUAUCCGCGACGUGCGUCGUUUUCACGCACUACAGCGGAGAUGCCGCCACCGUAGUUGACGAGCACUUCUCCCGCGCACUCAACUUUAGCAAUAAGGAAAGCAAAGACGGAUCCAGUCCGAUGUCGGCGAGAAAUUUUCCAGCAUCGUUUUGGAAUAGCAACUACGUACCUCCGACUCCGGCGCCCACACAUCCUCAAGUUCCGGACCUGUAUUCGGCGGACGGAAGUUACUCAACGGAUCCCUGGGUUCCUCAUCAUUACGGUUCCUACGCGGCUCACGCGCACGCCCAUGCGGCUCACGCUUACCACCAUCACCACAACAUGGCUCAAUAUGGGAGUCUACUGAGGCUGCCUCAGCAAUAUGGACAUGGGUCGAGUAAAUGGUCUCAAAUGCUCGAUUACAGAUUGCAUCACGACCAACAGACGGCACAUGCCCUCGAGAGUGCCGCCGCGUACUCUAGCUACCCCUCAAUGGCCGGUCUCGAAGCCCAAGUCCAGGAAUCAUCGAAAGACCUCUACUGGUUCUAAAAGGCUGUAGAAUUUAGCAAAGAUAAAUUGGUGCCGCAGUAUUAGUUUAAAAGAACCAUUAAGAGAGAUGUGUCGAGAAUAAAACACGCAGAGUUUAUUCUAGUGAAAACUAAUUUAAAAAAUAAAGUGUAGCAUAUAAACGAAUUGUGGUACAAAAACUCAAUAAAAUAAAGAAGAAAUUUAAAGAAAAAAAAUCGUGAUAGUAAGUUUAAAGAAAAAAAAUAAUCACCCGAGAGCGUGUAGCAUGAUUUUUUGUGGUGAGAACGAGUCAGUGUUCGUUGUAGAUUUUCUUUUCAAAUUUUCCGUGAAAAUGUUGUGUCUUUCGUCUUAGCGUGGUUAAAAACAAAAAAAAAAAUCAUAAAAAACAUAUAAAUUGCGUCUAAAAGUGAGGGACUUUUGGCACCCUGUUGAAGGUUUCAUCGACAACGAAAGGUUUCAGAUGAGAACAUCCAUUUGGAGAGUUUAAUUCGUCUCAUGUGGAAAAAGAAUUUUCUACACCGGAAAAGGACUUCUUUUGGUCUCUUAACAGUAUCUCUGAGAAAAUUUCCAUCUCUAUAUUCGCCACGAGCUGUGAGUGACUUUGUAAGGAAAUUUGCAUUACAAAAUAUGUAUGUAUAACAUCAAAAGAACCGAGAAGUGGCGGAAAGUUUAUUUAAAUGUUUUCUUACUUCUAUUAUGAGAUUCAAACAGAUAAAAAGUAUUAAUUACAUAAACGUUACAUUAAUUGUGUAAAUUUUUAUAUAGAAAAUCACGAACACAGCAAAACAUGUAUUGUGGGUGCAUUCCAGUCUGUUUGAGAAAUAGGUGUGGCAUUAAAUCGAUAUUAGAUUAUACUUAUUUACAACAAAAAUUGGAUUUGUUUAUUGUUCUACAGAGGGCGCUAAUUUUACAUUAAUUUUCAUUAUUUUCAUCAUAUUAACGGAAUAAUUUAAUUUUUUUAAAACAUUUCGCAUGCGCAUGAAACAUAAAAACAUUGAAACAUUCGUUAUUUGUAUCAGGAUUUUUAUUUUGUAUAUUGUAUCAGUGGAUAUUUCUCAGUGAAAACGUCCUCUUUAUCUUCUUUUACUAUCUAAAAACACAUUUCUCACUUGGCAAAACAAUUAAAAUUUGAUAACUCAAAUUAGGGAAAAUUUAAUGUUUCAUGUUUCAGUUAAUGUUUCACGCGAAUGGGUUAAUAGAAACACUUUAUUAUCAAACAGACUGUAUUGAGGAAUUGAAAAAUCAAACAAACGCGCCACUUUGCCAAUUGGAAAAACGUGCUCUUGCGCGUUUAUAGGAAAAUGGAAUCAUGCAAUAAAAAGAUGCGUUGAAUAAAAAAAGAGAUUGAUGCCAAAACAAGAAAAAUAGAGAGCCCGAGAGGAAAAAAAAGAGCGAAGCUAUCAGACAGUAAUUGGUGUUUGAAGUCGAAGAAAAAACAAGCCUAUGCACACGAAUUAUUUAAGAAAAGUUUUUCUUCCCAUCGAGCGGCACCAACCGCUAUAAAUUGCAAGUUGCCAUGUUUAAUUAACUUAAUUACACGCGACUAUUAUUGUUGAAUUUAAUAAUCGCUCCUUUUUUUUCAUCAUAGUUCGGCACAUUUUCUUCCCAAUAUUAUAUGUUAUUAUAUUUUUUUUCGUAUAAUAAUUUAUUGUUAUUAAACACUCGCUUUCCUUUGCGCGCAUAUGCAAACAACUCACGCCAUUUCUUGCAAUUUAGUCCCCCAACAUGAGGGAAACUCGAGAGGCCUCUUCCAUGAAUUAACUUCUUUCUCCUUGGCGGAAAAUUGGAGGCACUUAUUAAAUAUUAUUAAAUUAAUUAGUCCACUUUUAGGAGUUUUAUUUUGCAUGGACUCUUUAUUUUUCCGCCAAUUAAAUGCACCCAGGAAUUAAUCUCGUGAUACGGCAAAGAACAAAGAAAUGCUGGAAAUGCCCUCCAACUCGUUUUUCCACAAUAUUAUUAUUGACGUAAUUUUUUUUUAACUUAAAAAAUUAAAAAUUUGGUAAAUGACACAAAAUUCGAGCAAAAUUGCAACAUUUUCCUUCUCUUUUUCCGACUUAAUUGCCAAGCGAUGUGGAAAAUUAUGGAAAACGAGAACCGAAUGGUUAAAUAAUAAAUCCUAAAUUUUUCCGCAUGACUGAAUGUCGAGUGGUGGACAAAUUCAAUUGAGAGGCCCUCGUGGGUUAAUGAUAAUGGAAAAUCAGUAAUUGUUGUGAUGAAAAGAGCCACAGAGGAGUCAAAGAGAGAAAUAUGAAAACAGCACGGUGUAGUCCAGUGAAUUUCAUCUAUGUGACCAAAAUUCACGCAGUAACAGAGUCCAUUAGAACAAGAAUUUUCCAUAGUAUUAAUUGCACUCAUUGGGCGGAUGUUUUUCAUUGAAAAUUUUCCGAAUUAAUUAACUUGUUGGCUAACCAUGAAUAAUUCAAAUGCAAAAAUUUUCCCCGAACAGGAUGCAGCAAAAACUAAAUUAAAUAUGUAAACUUUUUUUUUGUUUGAAUAAAAUUAAAUUUUCAUUGUUUCCAUUAAAAGAAAAAAAAUUAUAGAUAUUCUUUUCAUCAUUUUAAAUGAUUUUAUUGAGCGAAAAACAUGGCAAGAAAAUCUACCAAUAAUGUGUAAUAAAAAAAAGAGAUACAAGAACUUCACAAAUAGUAAGAAAAAUAAAUAAGUUUAGCAAAUAAUUUCUGUAAAUAGAAAAACUAAAAUAUUUGAGAAACUUACAGAGUUUUUUUUUUUGUUAGAUUCUUUGUAACUGAGCUGAUUAUAAGGAAUUUUUGUGUAAAUAUAGAAAAAAUGUCUGAGUGACUAUGAAACAAGGUAAAAAAUCCAUCGAAGAAUUUUGUUCUUGCAUGAAAAAUUGUAAAAAUGAAAUUAUUAGACCGUAAACAUGAUCGAAAUUGUGCAAUUUUUCAUUGUAAAAACCAAUAAGAAAAAUAUUAAACAUGGGGUGGUUGAGUAUGAAAUGUCAUAGUUUGAACGAAAAAAUCAUAAUGUUUAAUAAAAUAAGAAAAUGUAAUGUAUACCUACACUGUAAGGAAAAAAUUAGAGAUCUUUCAGAAGCCACAAAAGGAAGAAAUAAAAUAUGGAUUUGGUAAAAAAAAAUCCGUUGCGUUAUUUUUCAGUCAAAAUUGUGACAUUACCUACUUGACAGCUCUUUACCAGGAUGACAUUAUGUCAAACAAUCACUACAAUUCUUAGAUUUAAAGAGAAAAAAGUUUGCUGGAUUAUAGAAAAAAAAAUCUGUUCACACCACACAUUUCUUGUAGAAAAAUAAAGAAAGAAGAAAACCCCUUUUUGGAGAAAGAAAAUCAUCACUCAAGUGGCAAAAAAAGAGAAUAAAUUUCUGUAAAUAAAUUAAAAUUAAUCCAAAUAUACAAUAGAAUUACUGAAAGACAGAUGAAUAAAGAAAGUGGAGACAAAAUGUUGCUCUAAAAAUCACUUAAAAA
Lutzomyia longipalpis is the source of this 6008-nucleotide messenger RNA. It is a transcript of the gene vg, whose product is annotated as protein vestigial. Gene Ontology annotation, cellular component: nucleus. The record is from RefSeq and is a predicted model, not a curated record. The transcript is spliced from 8 exons. The coding region runs from base 1666 to 2589 and encodes 307 amino acids. NCBI's taxonomy places the organism in Eukaryota, Metazoa, Arthropoda, Insecta, Diptera, Psychodidae. Gene Ontology annotation, biological process: regulation of transcription by RNA polymerase II.